Scomber scombrus (Atlantic mackerel) is the source of this 4874-nucleotide messenger RNA. RefSeq names its product myosin phosphatase Rho-interacting protein-like. Gene Ontology annotation, cellular component: actin cytoskeleton. NCBI's taxonomy places the organism in Eukaryota, Metazoa, Chordata, Actinopteri, Scombriformes, Scombridae. Gene Ontology annotation, biological process: actin filament organization. Gene Ontology annotation, molecular function: actin filament binding. The record is from RefSeq and is a predicted model, not a curated record.
AAAAAAAAAAAAACAUGUCAGCGGAAAAGACGACGACGAGCCCCUGCAACAAAUUUCAAGCCAACAUUUUUAAUAAAAGUAAAUGUCAAAACUGCUUCAAGUCGCGCGAGCUGCAUCUGUUGAACGACCAUGACAUGGAGCAGGCGAAACCCAUCUACGCAGGCUGGCUCUGCUUGGCCCCCGUUGGGACAGAUUUUGAAAACCCGAUGCAGAGAUCGAGGAAAUGGCAGCGGCGCUUCUUCAUCCUGUACGAACACGGCAGCCUCAGCUUCGCUCUGGACGAACUGCCGAGCACGCUGCCACAGGGGACGGUGAACAUGAAUCUGUGCACGGACAUCGCAGACGCCGAGCCCAGGACGGGCCAGAGGAACGCUCUCUGCAUCGUCACAGCGGAGCAGGAAAUAUUCAUCCGCGGUGACAAUAAAGACGUCAUUAAUGGGUGGAGUGAACAGCUCGCGGUCUUUCUACGGACGAACAAGCAGAAUCAGAAGAAGAAACGCAAAGUGGAGCCGGUUACCAACCAGGAACCGAGUCCAGCAAAGAUGGCUGCAACUCAUCCAAGUUUUCCGUCCGUGGAGAACGCUGCUGCAGAGUCCGGCUGCGGCCGGUGGCAGGAAGACCAGCGGGGCAGGGGACCGGAUAAAAUCCCUGUCUGGACUGUCACAGACUCAGAUCCCCCGGGCCUGGAGCAGACCCCUGCAGGCAACACAUCCACCCACCUGCGCCCGCUCUCCAGGGACUCGCUGAACUUGGAUGGUCCCGGCUGUUUCGGUAGCCAAGUCAGAUCCUCGGACUUGGCGAUCAAUGGAAGUACGGACGCUGGCAGUAACAAGCAGCCGGCUGAGCUGGAGCCAAACAACAAGAACCAGAGCGACGACAGAAGCUUGACUGAGAGGCUGCUGAGUUUGGAGGCCACCAAGAAAGAGCAGCAGGAAGAGGGAACAGCUGCUUUCAGGAAGGGCAGGAGUGAAGCCCGUACCAACAAGCGAGAGAAACUCCAGUCAUGUGGCGACAUAACCCAGCUCACUGCACCCCCUCCUCAACGAAGAGCCAAGUCUCUGGACCGCAGGACGUCAGACACCGUCAUGACACCGGAUUUAUUAAACUUCAAAAAGGGCUGGAUGGUCAUGGAUGAAAAUGACAAGUGGAGGAAAUAUUGGUUUGUGCUUUCGACUGACAGUCUGAGAUACUACAAGGACUCAAUAGCUGAGGAGGCUUCAGAUCUUGAAGGAGAAAUCGAUCUAACAAAGUGUUACAACGUGUCUGAGUAUCAGGUGCAGAGAAACUACGGCUUUCAGAUCCAUGUAAGACGUGUUUACACGUUGUCGGCCAUGACUGCAGAUCGCAGGAACUGGAUUCAGGCUCUGAUGAAAAACGUACAUCCGGCUAACGCUCCUGAUGUUGCCAGUCUACCAGGCCACCAUGUUCCCUGCAGCCCACCUGAAGCUCUCCCAAAACCAGACGACGCUACAAAACCUACGACUGGGCUGAGUUUCGGCCUCAAGAGGAAGCCGACGCCGGACGCAGAUCCUCAGAAGAGUAAAGCUCUGUGCGCACUGGAGCUGAGCGACAUGGAGAGGAGGAAGAGGCGGGAGGAGAGGAGGAAGAGGUACGAGAGCAUGCUGGGUUUCCCUCUGGGAUGGGAGAUGAUUGGAGAUGAAUCAGCUGACGGCAACGGCAGAGCGCUGAGUCCAAAAUCACAACAAAGAAUGCAAGAAGAGAUGGAAGAUUGCUGGAAGCAGGUGGAGAAGACUGUCUUCAGACUGGAGAAGAGCGUCCCGCUGUAUAAUGAAGCUAAAGACACUUCGGUUGACGAUCUGAAGGCGCAGCUAGAAGAUUCGGAGCGUCGCAAACUCGAGCUGGAAGCUCAGCUGAGCACCGCAGGACAUUAUCAGCAGCAAGUCUGCAAAUCGCUUGACUCCUCGCCAAGUUCUGAAGCAGAUUUAUUCCUACUGGACACGAAUAAAAACCCAUUAAACAACAACCACACACAGAGUCUGAAUGAUGCAAACAAACAGACUAGAGAGCUCUUAGAGCAGCAGGACGUCAUCAGACAGGAGCAGCUCAGUCCUUCACCUCAACACACACCCAGCAUCUGGCUGCAUGACACCGAGGGAAAUUUCCAGGAACUUGGAGAUCUUCUUCGUGACUGUCCUGAAGCAGAAGCCACACCUUUACUAUCACCUGCGUCAGACGGCACAGACUUAUUGUCAGAAAGUGACAGACAAAAUUUAGAUGAUGUAAUAACCAACAAGCAGAAUCAGCAACACAAUGAGGACUGUCAGCUGUUUCCGAGCUCUGAGAGUUCAAGUUCGCUUAUUUUGGAGAGUCCUACGGAGAGAGGUGACGCCUCGCUGAGCUGCUGUGUGGAGCAGCACAUACCUCCAGACCAGGCGAUACUGAGGAGGCUCUCCCAGGAGGUGGAGCUGCUCACGGGUCAGAACGAGGCUCUCAACCAGCGCAACCAGGAAAUGUUAAACCAGCUGACAGAGGCGGACCGGGAGAUAGAGAGGCUGAAAGUGGAGCUCAGCAGCAGGUACACUGAGCCCCAUCACCUGCCUGAAGUGGAGCAACUGGAACAAACGCGGGUACAAGAUCUGGAGAGGGAGCUGAGUAUGAGAGAACAGCAGCUCCAGGAGGCCCAGACGUUGAUCACCUCCCUGGAGGAAAAUCUGAGGGACACGGAGGCGCUGCUGCAGCUUGGCGUCCCGACAGAAACGGAAGAAACGGGACAGGAGGAAAGCGACUGCGCCAAGAAAGCGGAGGGAUACUUGCUGAGGUGUUUCGAGGCAACCGAGGCUAAGCUGUUGGAGCUGGAGAGGCAGCUCGACCAGUCUCAGACGACCUGCAGGAAGCUCCAGGAGCAGAACUCGGAGAUGAAGGAAGCGGAGAAAGUUUACUGCGAGAAAGCGACGGAGACCGAAGCUGACAUCUGGAAGCUGAAUGAAGAUAUAGAGAAGGAGAAGUUGAAAGAAGGAGAGAGGAACGGAUCUGUGUGCGCUGAGGAAAGGAUCCAGCAAGUGAUAGAGGAGAUGAUCAUGAGGUUGAAAGCUUUGGGGAAAUUACUGGGUGUUAUUGACAGGUUGGAUUUAGACACGACGAAGAGAUCGACAGAAAGUGAAGAGGAGAAGCCGACGGUGGUCAGUCAGCUGAGGUGGGAGGAAGAGUUUUGGGGGUCUUUGCUCAGGGAAGUGAAAGCCAAAACCUUCCAGCUGAGUGAGGAGAAAGAUGUAGAAGUGCUUCUCGGCGAGGUGACAGAAUAUAUGAUAGCGGAGAAACAAAUGCUGCUUUUAGGUCAUGAUUUACUUUCUGAGACGGAUGAAGAAGGGGAAGAUACGGAGGGGACACGCGAGGGCGAGACGUUGAAAGAUCUGGACGUUAUUUGGAAUACAGCAAGUGUGACGGCAACGGAAACCAAGAAGAUGGAUGAAAGCGGGAUGGAACAUUUUAGAGUUAUAACACAGAUUAGAACUUCUUUACUGGACUACAUCGCCUCCUCUGUCAGCACAUCCGCUCGAGACAAACUCCAGUCGAUGGCCGACAAGUUUUCUGACUUUCGCUUUUGCUCGGAGCGUCCUUCGUUUCAUUUCAUUCACUCCGCGGCGACUGAAGCGCUGUACUGCUGCCACAUUAGCAGGCUUCAGUCGAAAUACCAAAGGGAGCUCGAAGAAACCAAACAGAGACUGCUCACACGCUCGCUCAUCUGCAGCAACUGUGUCGACCUGACGGAGGAGAACGAGGAGCUGAGAGCGAGGCUGUCAAACCUAGAGGAGCAACAGACGUCCUCAUCGAGCGCAAAGACGGACAUGAGCUGCCAGACGGAGGAGAUUUACCCUCAAGACAUAAAUACUGAGGUACAGAUGGCAGAUGAAAGUGCUGCAGAUGAAACUGAGGAACCCGAAACACCAGAGGAGACGGUGGAGAACGACUCCUCCUCGCUCAGCUGUAUGGAGAUCUCAGGUGAAACGGAUCAGAGCGAGCAGGUUUUAGCGCUGAGAAGAAGAGAGGAGGAGCUGGAGGAGCAGCUGUCCGUCAUAGCAGAGCAGCUGAAAGAAGAGUUUGAUGGCAAAAUGAGGUCGGCUCUGAUGCAUCACGAGAGGGAGUUGGAGAAGCUCAAGGCCACGUGCGAGCGCGGCUUCGCCUCCAUGGAGGACUCUCAUGUAAAGAUGGUGGAGGAGCUGCAGCGCCGACACCAGCAGGAAGUAGAGCGCCACCUGCUGGAGAGAGACAGACUGCUGGAGGAGGAGAGCGCUGCGACUGCCAUUGCAAUCGAAGCCAUCAAGAACGCUCACCGCCUGGAGCUGGAGAGGGAGGUGCAGAGGAGAAGCCGGUCAGAGAACAUCACAGCAGACUCACACCUGGAAGACAUAUUCAGUCGACACGCAGAGGAGCUGGCCUCCUACCAGCGGGAGCUCGAGGUUUUGUCCCAGCAGUUCUCUCUGAAGUGUCUGGAGAACGUUCAUCUUGUUCAGGCUCUGGAUGCGGAGAGGAAGGCUUUGUGUCAGUGCCAGCAGGAAAACCAAGACCUGAGGACCAGAAACCAGGAGUUGAGCGGUCACCUGGCAGCAGAGAUCACCAGACUGUGCUCUCUGGCCAAACAGGACGCUCUGCCGCUCAGCCAGGGAAUGGACGCCUACGAGAUGGAGAUCACCCUGCGAGUGAAGGAGUCCGAGGUCCAGUGUCUGAAGCAGAAGAUCACGUCUCUGAAGGACGAACUGCAGUCUGCACAAAAGGACAAGAGGAACGUUACAAAGAAGUACAAGGACGUCUACACGGAGCUGAGCAUCACGAGGGCCAAAGCUGAGAGAGACGUAGACGAGCUGAGAGAGAAUCUGAGGCUGCUUCAUCAGGCUCUGAGGCAGACUUCACCCUGA